Messenger RNA from Carya illinoinensis, 339 nucleotides. RefSeq names its product protein GL2-INTERACTING REPRESSOR 1. The transcript has a single exon. Lineage: Eukaryota; Viridiplantae; Streptophyta; Magnoliopsida; Fagales; Juglandaceae. The record is from RefSeq and is a predicted model, not a curated record. The coding region runs from base 1 to 339 and encodes 112 amino acids.
AUGAGUCGCAGAAGUGGAAGCGGUCCAAAGCUGGAAUUGAAGCUGAACCUGUCACCACCUAGACCCAACCCACGGGUGGAGUCGCCGAGCCGCUCGGCCACGGUGUCACCGACAUCCCCACCAAGCUCGUGCGUGUCAUCGGAGCUCAACCAGGAUGAGUCUCUCCGAUACCCCAACAGCCCUGAGGCGACGUCCAUGGUGCUAGUGGGUUGUCCACGAUGCCUCAUGUACGUGAUGCUGUCGGAGGACGAUCCCAAAUGCCCCAAGUGCAAGAGCACCGUUUUGCUGGACUUUCUUCAGGACGCCAGCAGCUCCAACAUGAAGACAGGGAAGAGUUAA